Molecule: messenger RNA, 1155 nt
Organism: Parnassius apollo (apollo)
Lineage: Eukaryota; Metazoa; Arthropoda; Insecta; Lepidoptera; Papilionidae
Source: the annotation of a GenBank genome assembly
AUGAAUGUAAACAACUCGCAUUUAGAGAAUGUGAAUACAGUUAUAAUAGCGAACAAUAUUUCUUUGAGUGUAUCAGAUGCGGAAAAAGAGCCUUACAGAGAAGAGAACUUAGUACAAUCUGGAAUGGAAGAAGACCAAUUUAGGAGAGAAAAAAGGGAUAGGGGGGACAAUUUUGUCGGGGAUGAUGAUGAUAAUGAGGGAUGGAAUUUAGUCAAAAGCAAAGAGAAAAGAUUAAAACCACAACUGAAGGCGGAUAUUGAGAUGUAUUUAUCUAGCAAUGAAAAGUUGCUCAAACAAUUUGCAUUAGCUAAGAUGCUGAAGGCUUGUGGGAUAGUUGAUAUCAUCAGAAUAAAAUACAUUAACCCUUUCAAGAUUUGUAUCAAAGUCUGCAGCGAGUUAAGUGCCGAUAAAAUUGAAAAAUGUCAAGAAUUCAAAGAUAAAGGUUGGAAGACUCAGGUACGUGACCUACAAGGGAAACAGGACGAAUAUAUGACAAAAAAAGAUUUUGAAAAAUAUGUUGACAAAGAAAACAAUCUGGAUACAUUGUAUGGAGAAACGAGGAAAAUGAAGCCUUGUGUGAAUAACAGGAGGGGCGGCUUUUGCCUGCAAGAUAGUUAUGACUCAACAAGCGGGCCUAUGGGGUUAAUGACCGACCUAGGAAAUGAUACACCGCCGAGCAUAUUUAUGCAAGAACGAGUUAUUGCGCACGCAUCUCCUUCCUACGCGAGAGCUGCGGCGGUGGCAACCGGUGAGCCGCUCUCUGUCGCUCCCGGGCAGAAACGGCAACACGUGGAGGCCCACCGCGAAAAGGAGGCCCACUGCGGAGAUCAAGAAUGCACUUCGCACGUGCCGAACGUCGAAGCGGUGGCGCGCGCGCCGCCGUCGCCGUCUUCGCUGCCAGCGGUUGCGGCGGUGUCACGCGAGAUCAUAACGGGCGGUGAUGGGGAAGCCGAGAUACAAAAUAAUUGUGAAGGAGAAUGGGUUCAGGUCGUAAGGCGACCGGAUUUUGUGCAGAGCUUCCUAUUAAGACACAAAAAUGACAUUUCUCAAAGAGUUUGUGAAAAUAUCAAGCAUGUGAGAGCUAAGGUAUCUCCAGAUACGAUUAAAGAACAUUUCAUCGAACUUGAGAAAUCUUUAAGUGGAGUUUACUUCUAA